GUACUAGGAGGUUCAGUUGAUAAAGAAGAAUCAUUUGACAAUUGUGUGAAAAGAAAAGUUCAAAAAGAAGCUAAAGUAGAAUUAGACAAGUUUGAGUUUAUUAUUUUUGAUAAAGGGUUUUGUUUCUUCUCUAAUAAAGGCAAGGAGUUCUUGUAUAAGACUGCUAUCUAUUUUGUUAUAACUGAUGAAAUACUUGAGCAAAAAGAACUUGAUAGGAAUAAUGAAUAG
This is a messenger RNA of Cetraspora pellucida, 228 nucleotides long. Lineage: Eukaryota; Fungi; Glomeromycota; Glomeromycetes; Diversisporales; Gigasporaceae. The record is from the annotation of a GenBank genome assembly.